CACAACAAAACCUCUGUGGAUGAGGAAGGGGCCACGCUGGACUUGGAGGCUCACCUCGCAGUGGACCUGGAGCCUCCGUCUCUCUCCAUCUACCCCUCCCCGUCUGCCUCUCGCUGUUCCCGGCCAGGUGGUGACCGUCCACUGUGAGGCAUCCGGCUUCGCCCCCCUCUCCCUGGAGGUGAGCUGGGAGUUCACAGGGGCUGAUGGGACGUCGAGGUCCCUGGGAUCAGGCAGCUUGACGGGCCACAGGCAGGCUUGGGAUGGCACCUUCAGCCAGAGGAGCAAGCUGGAGCUGGACACAAGCAAACUGGACCUGGGCAGAGGAGGGGAGGUCACGUGUGUGGCUGUCCAUUCAGGAGGCACACGGCGAGCCAGAGUGACCCUCAAUGUCACUGCGAAUAUUGGAGGAGCCCCUCGUUGCUAUUUCAGCUCUCAUCCGAAUAACUUCAACCUGCUUUUACCUUCCCUGGCUGCUCCUGUCCCUGAGUCUGACAGCGUGGGAAAAUCCCGGAGAGCGGGCAACCAGCUAGCUUACCGGACACCUAAUCCACCUCACCGGGCCCAGAAUUGGGCCCGUGCCGUAAAAAACUAA
Messenger RNA from Myripristis murdjan (pinecone soldierfish), 592 nucleotides. Its product is annotated as tapasin-like. The record is from RefSeq and is a predicted model, not a curated record. Lineage: Eukaryota; Metazoa; Chordata; Actinopteri; Holocentriformes; Holocentridae. The transcript is spliced from 5 exons. Bases 20 to 592 code for a protein of 190 amino acids.